AUGAACGAAUACGGUGCGGUGACGGGUGCAGCCUGCCCGCGCAAUAGUCAUGGCGUAGCUCAUAAAAGAAGUCUGCCACAGUCUAUAGCUCCGAUACCUGAUCUGAGAAGCAACCUCUCCGUAUCCGCGCCAGGCUUCACAGACGAGCAGGGAGCGAAGAAAGUUUCGUAGUCCAUCGUGGCAAAGGUAUCCCUACGUUAAGCUCGGUGGCAGAUGAGAAGUCUGUAACUAGAGCAGACGCCGCUGGUCGGCCGAGCAACUGGGAAGAACAGAGAAGAAGCUCGUACGCUGGCCGACGAUCUAGGCGUAAUAGCGUUUCGGAUGAUUCUCAGCUGACCAUCGAGAACUUUGGUGGAUCUCAGGAUAAUUUACACAACUUCGGCAGAAAUCCAGAUAAAGAAGUUGGAGCACAUAUUGGUAAACGAAGCACCACAGAACCAACGCUACCAGCAAGAUCUAGCGUUCAGGACGUGUAUGGCAGCGGAGUACAACACAUUUUGUCCGAUAACGGAUACGAUAAGGAAGGGCCGCCAAGAUUGAGAAGGCAGGCCUCGAAUUCCAGCUUGGACAAUGUCACGCUCAAGCAAGUUUUACAUUCCAGUGAGAACGUUAAUUCGGAUGGGGAUACAUCCAAGUUAGCUAGCUUUGCGAACCUAAGCAGGCAAAGCUCUGAGAAAGGGAUCAACGUGACCUAUACAGAACAAGAACGUGACGACAGUAAGUCGAAUUUGUCAAAUAAGAAAUUUGGCCAAAGCAACGGGAACAGGAAUGGCGAGAAGAAAACAACGUUUGCUACCUUACCGAAUACAACGACAUGGCAGCAACAGAGCAAUCAGCAGUCUCAACAGGUGGAGCAACAUUCUGUCGACGAAAACGGAGGUAACACAAUUAUGGCUUCCCAGCUGAAUAAUAUUAGAUUAAAGUUGGAGGAGAAACGUCGUCAUAUAGAGAAUGAGAAGAGGAGGAUGGAAGUUGUGAUGUCGAAACAGCGGCAGAAAGUGGGCAAAGCCGCGUUCCUACAAGCUGUCACGAAGGGUAAGGUUAAAUCUCCCUCUUCAUCAACGUCUGGGGGGGACAGUCCGGCUGAAAUCGGUCCCCCCACUCCUGUAACCUCCGGAUCUUCGGGGGAGACCCCGACAAGUGUUUCCGAGACGACCCCUGUAACCCAACAACCCUCUCAAGAAAAACCACAGAGACCCUACUCGCUCAAGGAAAUCAGUGAAGAUGUUCGGGAUGUUGAACACAAGUGGUUGGAGCAUGAUGGUAAUGCACCAUUUAUUGAAACAAGACGCACUCCAGACAUUGAAAAUAUGGAUCUUGAACAAUAUCAUCAGUCUAUAUCACAAAUGAAUAACAGUCUUAGUGAAAUACAAGCUGAUAUACAACGUUUAGCUAAUCAGCAAAAUCAAAUACAGCAGCAGCAUCUAAUGACACAACACCAACAACAAAUGCAACAACAACUUCAGCAGUUACAAAGUCUUAGUCAACAACAUAUGCAAAAUUUUGGAAUGACACCUAUGAAUCCAUUGACAUCAAAAUUACAAGAUACUCAACAAUCACAGUUCUAUUUACAUGAUCAACCCCAACUGCAAAGACGAAUGUGGGGUCAACCACCUCCAACACAAAGCUUAGCGAAUGAAAUGGCUGCUGUGAGCUAUCAACAAUCAAUAGAUCCACGAUAUAGUACUCAAUCAACACCUUAUCAACAAGAUAUGCGUUUAUAUCAAGAUACACGGAAUUGGGGAACACAUCCACCUCAACAGAAAGGAUUUGUUUUACAUGAUACUCCACAGGAACCGAGAUACCUCAAUGGGGGAGAUCAUAGUCUUUGUAAUAAUCAAAUGAGUCAUCCUGGUUCUACAUAUCCAUCAUCUACAUCUAUCUUUAAUCAAACACCACCAUCUUCUGCUAGUCCACAACAUCGUAAUGCUGUUCAUCGAAUAAGUCAGUUAAUGAGUGAAAGUCCCGAACCAAAAAGGCCAACUGUACAUCAUAUACCAAUUAAGUGUGAAAGCCCUACCGAAAAAAGACAAAUUACUGCAUUGCAUGCACCUGUUCCAGCACCACCUGUUGAUGACAUGAAGCCUCAGAAUAUAUCAUUUAUUGGAAAUGAUGAUGAACUUACUCAAGGUAUAAGAGGUUUAAACAUCACGUCCGGCAGCCGUACAUAUAGAAUUCCAUCACCAACUAGACCUUCAAUUUCACGUAAUUCAUUUCAACCUCAUCCAUCAUUAAGAGAAGCCACACCAUCUCCAUCAGGUACACCAGAGGUAACACCUCUAGAUCCAAUGGAUGCUGGUGAAAAAGGAUUCUAUAUUUGUUUUGACAAUGACGCACCAAAAAAACCAAAACCAACUUUAAGAGUGAAAAGAACAUCUCCCAAAAAGGAAAGAAGCACGUCAUCGUAUAUUGAAAAUGAAGAUUUUACGAUGCGUCCUGACUCUCCUGCUACCAUUAUGGAUAGACAAAAACAGCUAGAAAUUCAGCGAGAAUCUGAUCGAGAAAAACAACGUCAAAUAGAUGAGAGAGACUUCCAACGGCAGGAAAUUAGAAAUAAAGAAAUACAGAGAGAAGGAGAAAGAGAAAAACAACGACACGAGAUAAGUGGAGAAGGUCGACAGUCUGGAGUAGGUUUAAUAAUUGGAAAUCAAUUAGCAAAUCCUGAUCCAAAUUCUCUUGAUGAAAUGGAACGAAAGAAAGAACGUAUAAUGCUUUUAUCGCUGCAAAGAAGGCAGCAACAAGAAGAGAUGAAAGAAAGAAAAGAGGCAGAGGCACAAGUUCGUCGAGAACAAGAAAAAUUAAAAGCAGAAGAAAGAGCUCGUAAAAAAGAAGAGGAAAGGCAACGAAGAGCAGCUAUUUUAGAACAACAUAAAGUAAAGAAAGCGAUAGAAGAGGCAGAGAGAGAGGGUAAGGUUAUCGAUAAAGAACUUCUUAAUGCAAUAAAACCAACAAAAUUGCGUAACAAGACUGCAACUCGACCACGGCCCAAAACAAUUCACGUGGAUGCUGGUACGGAGUUGGAUUCUGGAGCUCUUACACCAAGUCGUGGGAAGAAGGGUUCUUCUUCUAAUUUAAGUACAGAAAAUUCGAGCAGAUUGUUUUGCACUAACACACUUACUGUAGCGUCGCUGACUUCCCCGACGAUGAGGCGAGACUACUACCGAGGCUCGCAGGACAGUCUCACUGCUGCUCAUUUCGAUGAACGACGUUCCGGCCCUCUUUAUCGGGGCGGCAGUCUCAGGGAUGUGCAGGAGCCUCAGCAACAGGUUAGAGGCAGGCCUAAAUACCCGAGUUACCAAAACUUUAAGGGGAGAAAGUCUAAUUCCUUGAUGAAUUUGUGUGGUUCGAGUAGUGAUCAAGACGGUAUGAUGUGUCGAUACACAGAUACGGACAGCGGGCUGGGCAGAGCUACACCUCCAAGGAGGGCACCAAGUCCUGGUAUGGGAAGCAUGAGGCAUCUUCCGUCGCCAUCUGGACCUGGUUCUUUACCUCCCGGUUUGAUGACCAAGAGGCGAGUGUUCGAUGAUGGCAGCAGCGAUAUCAGUAGUACACCAAGUUCAAUGAUGGAUUAUAAUGGUCCAAGAUUGUAUAAACAACCAACCACCAAGUCAAAUCGCGGUAUUAUGUUAAAUGCUGUAGAAUAUUGUGUAUUUCCUGGUACAGUAAAUAAAGAAGCGAAGAGAAGAGUUCUGGAUGAAAUUGCAAGAUCUGAAAGCAAACAUUUUCUUAUUUUAUUUCGAGAUGCUGGUUGCCAAUUUAGGGCUCUUUACUCAUACUGCCCAGAUAGAGAAGAAGUUUCGAAGUUAUAUGGUACUGGACCGAAACAAGUUAUUGAUAAAAUGUUCGACAAAUUUUUCAAGUAAGUUUAUCAUCACAGAUUUGUUCUUGUUAUUGAUAUACUUCUGAUGAUUUUGUAUGUAAUAUCAUAUCAUUAAGCAAGAACAUAUGAAAAUGAAUAUAUGAAAAUAUGUAUAACAAGGAAAUUGUCUUUUCCAACGCGUUAUAUUAUUAAUUAUUAAAUAUAAAUUAUUUUAAAUCGUUUCAAUAAACAGUAAAAUAGAGUCUAGAAUUAUAGUUUUUACGACUAUAACGAUUUUAUGACGAUUUAAUAUUAAUUUAUUUUAUGACUUAUAAAUUUGAUAAUUUUUCUAUAUUUGUGUAUUAUAAUUUGAUGUAUAUAACAUAGCUUUAUGUAUGAAUAGUUAAUAAGAUAAGGAAAUAAUUUUAAAUGAUAUAUGGCUGCAAAUAUUGGUAAGGAUUGGUAAGGAUUUGAAAAAGAACAAUACAGUUUAAAACAAUAUAUAUUAAUAAACACACCAAUAAGUCCUUAAUCGAUGAAAUUGUUUUUAUAUUAUUAUGAAUUUAAAAAUUUACAAAAGUUAUACAUACGUUCUAAAUAAAUAUAUAUAUAACAGCAAUCGACAAAUUACAUUUUAGCUGCAAAAAAUAUUAUUCUAUAUUUUUUACUAUGUUUUGACACAAAAUCAUUCUAUUCUCAUUUAUAAUAUACUUGCAUAUAUACUUAUUUUAUACUGAAUAUUUUAGAUUAUAUAAUUUUAAUUUUGUGAGUUGUUAAAAUUAUGUGAUUUUAAUUUUGUGAGAAAUUAAUAUAGAUACACAUAUAAUAUGUUCAUAAUUCUUUGUUUGUAGAUACAAUUCAGGAGCAAAAUGCUUUUCUCAAGUACAUACAAAGCAUCUGACUGUGACCAUAGAUGCCUUUACGAUACACAACAGCCUUUGGCAAGGUAAAAAGGUGAAUUUACCGAACAAGAAAGACAUGCCUCUCGUCAUAUAGUUUUACACAAGUGUCACAUUUUAUGCUACUAUGCCCUCUGUUGUUCAUAGUUACUAUUUUAAUACAGGCCCAUAUUAAAUUAAUGCAAACGUUGCGUUUUUAGUCAAUUUUAUAAGAACAAGUGAUUGAUGCUGACUCAUAGAUACGGAUGUGCAAUCAUUUUCAACGUUUUUUACGAUUGCAUACCACCAUUGAAUGGCGUGAUGUUACCACGUAUGUUUCCUUUUUUUUUUUUGUAAUUUGUUGUAUCUCCUCUUUUUGUAUUUUUCUUCUGUUUUGUUUUCUUUUUAAGAUAAUGUUGGCAUCAAUCACUAUGUUGUAAGUUUAUCAAUAUCUAAUUAAUAGGAAUGGUUUGUUGUCAGUAUCUAA
This is a messenger RNA of Heterotrigona itama, 5164 nucleotides long. Lineage: Eukaryota; Metazoa; Arthropoda; Insecta; Hymenoptera; Apidae. The record is from the annotation of a GenBank genome assembly.